CACUUAUGCAGUACUUUUCACGAUUGACUUUUUUUUUUAUCUUCAAUCAAGUUUUGUUUUCUAUUGAUUUUGUUAGGUUUCGACGGUGAAUUAAAUUCGCGUUCCUUAGAGGCUUUGGGUGCUUUCGGAAAUGGCCAGCCCCUCGCCUAAUUCGAUGGGACCUCCGGGGCCCAACCAUCAACCGCCGACUCCGACACAACCACAACAACAACACCAACAACAGCAGCAACAACAACAACAACCACAACAGCAGCCGCCACAAGUACAACAGCCGCCCACCGCUCCUCAGCCGUUGCCGCCACAAAAUUAUUCCCCGGGCCAGCCAGGUGCACCGGCGUCGCCUAACAUGCAGCAGGGCACACAGACAUUUCCACCUCCAGGCAUUCAACCUAGUGGACCUCCUCAAGAAAAUUUAAUUGCACUACAAAGAGCAAUAGAUUCAAUGGAAGAAAAGGGGUUACAAGAAGAUCCCAGGUAUUCACAAUUAUUGGCACUAAGAGCAAGACAAGGUAAUAUGGACCCAAAUCAAAGACCUCCUUCUUCAAUGCAAGGAAAUUAUCCUCCUCAACAUCCUGAUAAACCACCUUCGCCUCAACAAAAUUCCCCAAAUCCUAAUGGACCAAAUGGACCAGUAGCCCAAAAUAAUUUAACUCCUGCUCAAAUGCAGCAGCUUAGAGUUCAGAUAAUGGCAUAUAGACUAUUGGCUCGACAACAACCUUUAACCCAACAAUUAGCUAUGGCUGUUCAAGGAAAAACUUCACCUCAAGGAUAUCCUCCUUUACCUUCAGCACACCAUCGACAACUAGAACCUGGAGAAAUUGUAGAAAGCAGUAUGCCAAUGCCUUCAGGAGGUCCAAUGAGAUUACCAAUGCCAAUGCAAAAUGCUCCGAGACAACCUAAUCCUCCUGGUCCUAUUUCACAAUCUCCUGUUCGAAUGCCUCAGCCAGGUUCUACUCCACAAACACAAAUUCAACCUCCUCCAAAUGCCCAACAUUCUCAAGGUCCACCACCAAACCCACCUCCAUCUGUAUCAAUGAAUGGACCUCAACCACCUCCUAAUAUGGCUCCAGGAAUACCUCAAGCUUCACAGCAAAUAAAUACCCCUCAACCUGUAGGUCAACCACCUAUUGGAGGAGUCCCUCAGCCUAUGAUGGGUGGUCCACAACCAAUGGCUGGUAUACCACCACAUAUGCCUAACAUGCCUACAACAAAUGGACCAUCGCCACAACAAUCAUUACCCCAACAACAGCAGCAGCAACCACAACCACAGCCACAGCCACAGCAGCAACAACAACAACAACCACAACAACAACAGCAGCCCCCUCAACAACAGCAACAAACACAGGGUCCUCCUCCUCCAGUUAAACAAAAUAGAACUACAUCAUGCCCUAAACCUGUCGGUUUGGAUCCUUUAAUAAUAUUACAAGAACGUGAAAACCGUUUGGCUGCACGUAUUGCUCAUCGUGUACAACAAUUGAGUAAUUUGCCAACGACAAUGAGUGAUGAUCUAAGAAUCAAAGUAGAAAUUGAACUUAGAGCUCUAAGAGUAUUAAAUUUCCAAAGACAAUUGAGAGCUGAAGUAGUUGCUUGUACUCGCCGUGAUACUACUUUAGAAACUGCUGUUAAUGUAAAAGCAUACAAACGAACAAAAAGACAAGGUCUAAGAGAAGCUAGAGCUACGGAAAAAUUAGAAAAACAACAGAAGUUGGAAGCUGAAAGAAAAAAACGCCAAAAACAUCAAGAAUAUCUUAGUACUAUAUUACAACAUUGCAAAGAUCUUAAAGAGUUUCAUAGAAAUAACAUUGCAAAAAUUGGACGGCUUAAUAAAGCUGUUCUUAAUUAUCAUGCUAAUGCUGAACGUGAACAAAAGAAAGAACAAGAAAGAAUUGAAAAAGAACGUAUGAGAAGAUUAAUGGCUGAAGAUGAAGAAGGCUAUAGAAAAUUGAUUGAUCAAAAGAAAGAUAAACGUUUGGCUUUCUUACUCUCGCAAACUGAUGAGUAUAUUGGAAAUCUAACAGAGAUGGUCAAAGAACAUAAAUUAGAACAGAAGCGUAAGCAACAAGAAGAACAAAAAAAGAAGAAGAAGAGUGAUGGACCCGAGGAUCAUGAUGAAAGUUCUCAGCAAUCAGACAUGCACGUUUCAGUAUAUGAACCUUCUACAGGAAGAAUGUUUAAAGGAGAAGAAGCUCCACUUGCGUCCCAAUUGAACAAUUGGUUGGAUGCUCAUCCUGGUUGGGAAGUAAUGGAAGAGUCUGAUGAUGAAGAUGAUGAUGAACAAGAAGAUGAUGAAUCAAGCAAUCAAAAAAUCAAAAAGAAUAGUUUUGAAAAAGAAACUACUGAAGAUAAAGAACCAAUUAAAAAAACCAAAAUGGAAGAUGAUGAAUAUAAAAAUGCUUCAGAAGAACAUACUUAUUAUAGUAUCGCUCAUACUAUUCAUGAAAGUGUUACUGAACAAGCUUCCAUUUUAGUUAAUGGUAAUCUGAAAGAAUAUCAAAUAAAGGGACUUGAAUGGUUAGUUUCAUUGUUUAACAAUAAUUUAAAUGGAAUUCUUGCUGAUGAGAUGGGUUUAGGAAAAACCAUCCAAACAAUAGGUCUUAUUACUCACCUUAUGGAAAAAAAGAAAGUAAAUGGACCUUUUUUAAUCAUUGUGCCACUGUCUACAAUGUCAAAUUGGGUAUUAGAAUUUGAAAAAUGGUCUCCAUCAGUUUUUGUUGUAGCUUAUAAAGGCUCUCCAACUAUGCGACGAAAUUUACAGACACAAAUGCGAUCUAAUAAGUUUAAUGUCUUAUUAACUACAUAUGAAUAUGUUAUAAAAGAUAAAUCAGUUCUUGCAAAACUUCAUUGGAAGUACAUGAUUAUAGAUGAAGGUCAUCGUAUGAAAAAUCAUCAUUGUAAAUUGACACAAGUCUUGAACACUCAUUAUAAUGCUCCACACCGUUUAUUAUUAACUGGUACACCUUUACAAAAUAAACUCCCUGAACUUUGGGCUCUUCUUAAUUUUUUGUUGCCAUCGAUAUUUAAGUCAUGUUCAACAUUUGAACAAUGGUUUAAUGCACCAUUUGCUACUACUGGAGAAAAGGUUGAAUUAAAUGAAGAAGAAACUAUUUUAAUUAUCCGCCGUCUUCAUAAAGUUUUACGUCCAUUUUUGUUGAGGCGUCUAAAAAAAGAAGUCGAAUCACAAUUACCUGAUAAAGUGGAAUACAUUGUCAAAUGUGAUAUGUCUGGAUUGCAACGGGUAUUGUACAAACAUAUGCAGAGUAAAGGUGUAUUACUCACUGAUGGCGCUGAAAAGGGAAAACAAGGUAAAGGUGGUGCCAAAGCUCUCAUGAAUACUAUUGUACAAUUGCGUAAACUGUGCAAUCAUCCAUUUAUGUUCCAAAGUAUCGAGGAAAAAUAUUGCGAACAUAUUGGAACUGCUGGAAAUGUUGUUCAAGGGCCAGAUUUAUACAGAGUGUCAGGAAAAUUUGAGUUAUUGGAUCGAAUUUUACCCAAACUCAAAGCUACCAAUCAUAGAGUAUUACUGUUUUGUCAAAUGACCCAACUUAUGACCAUUAUGGAAGAUUAUUUAGGAUGGCGAGGUUUUGCAUAUUUGCGUUUAGAUGGUACUACUAAAGCUGAAGAUAGAGGAGAUCUUUUAAAGAAGUUCAAUAGUGCAGGCAGUGAAUAUUUCCUAUUUUUAUUAAGUACAAGAGCAGGUGGUCUUGGAUUAAAUCUACAAGCCGCUGAUACUGUUAUUAUAUUUGAUUCUGAUUGGAAUCCACAUCAAGAUUUGCAAGCUCAAGAUCGUGCUCAUCGUAUUGGUCAACAAAAUGAAGUACGCGUUCUUCGUUUAAUGACUGUAAAUUCAGUUGAAGAGCGUAUAUUAGCUGCUGCCAGAUACAAAUUAAAUAUGGAUGAAAAAGUUAUCCAGGCUGGUAUGUUUGAUCAAAAAUCAACUGGAUCAGAGCGUCAACAAUUUUUGCAAUCUAUUCUACAUCAAGAUGAUGGAGAUGAUGAAGAAGAAAAUGAAGUACCUGAUGAUGAAGUUGUCAACCAGAUGAUAGCUCGAUCAGUAGAAGAAUUUGAAUCAUUCCAAAAAAUGGAUCUUGAACGUAGAAGAGAAGAGGCCAAAUUUGGUCCAAAUAGAAAAUCGAGAUUAAUUGAAAUAUCAGAAUUACCUGAAUGGCUUGUUAAGGAUGAAGAUGAGGUUGAGAGGUGGACAUAUGAAGAAGAUUCUGAAGAAAUUAUGGGACGUGGUUCCCGUGCUCGUAAAGAAGUAGAUUACACUGAUAGUUUGACUGAGAAAGAAUGGUUGAAGGCGAUUGAUGAAAAUGUUGACGACUUUGAAGAUGAUGAAGAAGAAGAAAUAAAAUCAAAUCGUAAAGGAAACCGGGGUAAGAAAAGAGGUAAAAGAAAUGCAGAUGAUGAUGAUGAUCCACCAAUUAGACGGCGUAAAACAAUUGGACCUGAAGAAAUAAAGCUACGAAAAAAAAUGAAAACUAUCAUGAACAUUGUAGUAAAAUAUACAGAUGCUGAUUCCAGAAUAUUAAGUGAACCAUUUAUGAAAUUACCAUCUAGACACAAAUUACCUGACUACUAUGAAGUAAUAAAAAAACCUAUGGAUAUUAAAAAGAUUAUGGCAAAAAUUGAUGACGGAAAGUAUGCAGAUUUGAAUGAACUUGAAGCUGACUUUGUACAAUUGUGUAAAAAUGCACAAAUAUAUAAUGAAGAAGCUUCACUUAUUCAUGAAGAUUCAAUAGUUUUACAAUCGGUUUUCACAAAUUCUCGUCAACGAUUAGAAUCAACUGAUAUUCCAGAAUCUGGACCAGAAGAAGGAACAAAAAGUGAGGAUGAGGUUUCAGAUGCUGAUACUACUUCAUCUUCAGUGAAAUUGAAACUGAAAAUGAAACCUCGUGGUAAAGGGUCUGAAGUUAGAACAUCUAACCGACGAAAAAAAAAGAAGCAUGUAAGUGACGAUGAAGAUGAUGAAGAUUCUAAUUUAUAA
Molecule: messenger RNA, 4984 nt
Organism: Melanaphis sacchari
Lineage: Eukaryota; Metazoa; Arthropoda; Insecta; Hemiptera; Aphididae
Gene: brm
Product: ATP-dependent helicase brm
Exons: 18
Coding region: 131-4984 (1617 amino acids)
Biological process (GO): positive regulation of transcription by RNA polymerase II
Cellular component (GO): nucleus
Molecular function (GO): ATP binding; transcription factor binding; DNA binding
Source: RefSeq, a predicted model, not a curated record